AUGGUAGUCUACGUGACAUGCUCUAGCCUUCCUCCCUGCAGGGAUCUAUCCUUCCUUCGAGCUGUGGAGUUUCCCAACUGGGUUACCCAACUCUUCAAACUUCAGUAUCUGAACCUGGAAUCGGACUAUCCACUCCGUCAGGGACGUUUGCUGAAUGAUGACAUAUCUCACCUCACAGCACUCACCAGCAUGUCCCUUGAGGGAAACAACCUGGAUGGCUACCUCCCCAAGAGCUGGGCCAAUCUGGUCAAUCUGCAGGAGCUAUCUUUGAGGUCCAACCAGUUUCAAGGAACCAUUCCGACUUCGUUCUUGGGCCUAACAAGUCUAAUUUCAAUAGACCUCUCGCGGAAUCAACUGUCUGGUAGAAUACCUGCAUUUGCCACCAAUAUCAAGUCAUU
Closterium sp. Naga37s-1 is the source of this 398-nucleotide messenger RNA. Lineage: Eukaryota; Viridiplantae; Streptophyta; Zygnematophyceae; Desmidiales; Closteriaceae. The record is from the annotation of a GenBank genome assembly.